This is a messenger RNA of Acanthaster planci (crown-of-thorns starfish), 1633 nucleotides long. RefSeq names its product presenilin associated rhomboid like (gene parl). Gene Ontology annotation, cellular component: membrane. Gene Ontology annotation, molecular function: serine-type endopeptidase activity. The record is from RefSeq and is a predicted model, not a curated record. NCBI's taxonomy places the organism in Eukaryota, Metazoa, Echinodermata, Asteroidea, Valvatida, Acanthasteridae.
UUGUGGAGCAGACGACACGAACUGUUACCAGUGCAGUAUUGGCUGAUGAAAUCCUAGAAAGAUUCUGUCCUCUUCCAUUGAAUUUUUCGUCGGAAUUGAAGUAUCCAGAUCUAACACAGACACAAGUAUGAUGUCAACGACGAGUGUUUUUAGGGUUUUUAUCAGGAAAAGCUGCAAGAAAUGCGGAUCUUUACAAGUUCAACCAAGCCGCUACUUUAAAAGAGACACCGGUGACGGGGGAAGAUUAGUUAAAAAAGUUAAACCAGCAAAAGGAAAGAAGAUAGUCGAUGCCAAAUUUGAAAAGGGAAGUUUGGAGAAGUUUGUUGUCCGAUAUGAUUCCAAUGAUGUCAAGCUACCUUACAGAACACUUGUCAAGCCCUUCGGUUUUGCCUGCCUGUUCACUGGUUGUAGUUUUGCUGGGGCAGCCGUCUGGCAGUAUGAAGGCCUGCGGUCAAAGGUCAUCGAAAAACUCACAAGCCAGAUAGGAAGGUACCAACGGCGCCCUCCUAAGGCUGGCGAAUUCAGACAACAGAUCAACCAGUGGUUCCAGCACUUGUCGGGCACAGAGAAGGUGGUGCUAGGCAUCAUAGCCGCCAACGUUGCUGUCUUUGCAUGCUGGAGGAUACCAAGCAUGCAGUUUUUUAUGGUCAAGUGGUUCAGCGCCAGCCCCGCUUCAAGUGCCUUGUGUUUACCCAUGCUGCUGUCUACGUUCAGCCAGUACUCUUUCUGGCAUCUAGCCAUCAACAUGUACGUCCUGUGGAGCUUUGCACCGAGUAUAGGCAUCACUCUUGGCAAGGAACAGUUCUUAGCCAUGUACCUCAGCUCAGGUGUGUGGGCAUCAUUUGCCAGCUACGUGCUGAAAAUAGCAACCUGCAAAUACCACCCAUCAUUGGGAGCAUCUGGUGCUAUCAUGGCUGUGCUUGGAGCAGUAUGCACCCAGUUCCCAGACUCCAGGCUAGCCAUCAUCUUCCUACCAUUCUUCACAUUCUCCGCAGGGGCAGCACUGAAGUUCUUGAUAGGUUUGGAGUCUGCCGGUGUCCUGCUAGGUUGGCAGUUCUUUGACCAUGCGGCUCAUUUAGCAGGCCUUCUAACUGGAUGUUACUAUGUGACACUUGGCCACAAGCACAUCUGGCAGAAGCGGGAACCAGUGAUAAAAGCAUGGCACAAGUUCAGGGGACCAAGCGAAGCGUGAAGGCCAACAUGCAAAAGUCUACCAGCACAAUGCAUUAUCUGUAAAUGCAUGUGCUGCGAGGUCCGUCAAAGAAUUGACAGCGAGAAGUCUAGGCUCUAGACAUUAUCUUACUGGUCUGGCAGUGUUCUUAUCUUAACUGACGGCUAUUCUUUAUUUGGAGUUCAGAUCUCACCUUUUGUAGUAACACCGUGUGCAGUAAAGAAACUGCAAGGACUACGUAACCAACAAAAAAUAGAUAGGCAUUUUAUUAUUUGAAUUGUACUUGUAUGUUUUAUUCACACGACACACUCCACUUUGACUGUUUGCUCUUUUACAAUCAAACUAAAUUGCAAUAAUGCCACAGAAAUGUAGUCUUAAAUCAUUAAUGAAUUGGUACGCCAUAUAGUUUUAAGCCUUUAAUUAAUUUGUUAGGUGUACAUUGUUGGAGCAAACUUGCAUUUA